GUUUACAAUUUGAUUUUCUUCUCUCCACUUUACGGCUUACCGCUGCGUCCGACGAACCCGUGACCCACACGCGCUGCGGCUUCGCGACGGUUUUUGUGUUCAUUCGUUUUUUUUAGCGCCUAACGAUCGCAAUAACGGUAAGUGUGCGAUUUGCAGCAGCCACAGUCACAUUCAAAUAAUACUACAGCUCACACACGGAAAGACCGCUAACAGACGUAUCUACGCAUAUCGCACACGCGUCUAUUAACAGUUACCCAGUACCACAACGAAAAUAAAAAAUGACCGUGGUCAACAUUAAGGACAGGGUGAAAAACAACAAGCUGAACUUGAGUGGUCUCAAUCUAACGGAGAUACCCACCAAGGAAAUCGCCCCAUUGAAAGUCUCUCACCUGGACUUGUCCAACAAUAAAAUCACUUCAACAGACAAUGUUUUUUCAUCAUUGCCCAGUCUGGUGAAGCUUGAUCUAUCCAGCAAUCAGAUUAAGAGUGUGGCUGGUGAUAUUGGUUCAUUGCAAAAACUCGCUUACCUGUCGUUAGCCAACAACAAAAUCAAAGAUUUACCUAAGGGUUUGAGUAAGCUCAAACAAUUGAAACAUUUGAACUUAAGCAACAACCCAUUGAAACCAGAACUUAUUGAAGCUGUUGGACCAUCACAAAAUAAUGCACAAUGCCAGUCAGCAGCUGCCAAUGCUAUACAGUAUUUGAAGGGUGAUUCCAAAAAACAAGAUGAUAAACAAAAUAAAAAGAAGGAUAAGAAAAAUAGCAAAGCCUCGCCAAAUGGUGUACAAAACGAUAAGUCAAAAAAUAAAACCAAGCCCAAAAAGAAACCAGCUGGUUUUAUAUCUAAAGUUUUUGGAUUCUUUGGCAUGCUCAUUUCAUACACACUUUUGUUUGCGGUGUUGAUUGGUUUGUCUUUGUAUGCCUUGUCAUACUAUGACAAGAAAGCAUAUGGUAAUGUCAAGGCUAAGAUUUUGCCUAUUUGGGGAUCAGUUACAUCAAAUUUAGACCCGAAAGUAGCUUCUAAAGUCAACUAUUAUCUGCUACAAGCUGGGACUUCUUUUGAUCGUGCGGUCCAUACAAGUAUUGAGGCAUCUAUUAAAUCAUACAAAUGGGUUAAAACAAAUCCAACUGUACAGCAGUAUGCUAAUAAUUUUCAAGACUCUUGGCAAUCUUUUUGGGAUAGUGUAUUCAAGAAAACAAAAUCUACGUGAUCCGUGAGAUAGAUU
This is a messenger RNA of Rhopalosiphum maidis (corn leaf aphid), 1226 nucleotides long. RefSeq names its product leucine-rich repeat-containing protein 59. The transcript has 5 exons. Lineage: Eukaryota; Metazoa; Arthropoda; Insecta; Hemiptera; Aphididae. Gene Ontology annotation, molecular function: potassium channel activator activity; transmembrane transporter binding; voltage-gated potassium channel activity. Gene Ontology annotation, cellular component: voltage-gated potassium channel complex. The coding region runs from base 279 to 1211 and encodes 310 amino acids. The record is from RefSeq and is a predicted model, not a curated record.